Musca domestica (house fly) is the source of this 7211-nucleotide messenger RNA. RefSeq names its product plexin-B (gene PlexB). Gene Ontology annotation, molecular function: protein binding; semaphorin receptor activity. Gene Ontology annotation, biological process: regulation of cell shape; semaphorin-plexin signaling pathway involved in axon guidance; regulation of GTPase activity. The transcript has 3 exons. NCBI's taxonomy places the organism in Eukaryota, Metazoa, Arthropoda, Insecta, Diptera, Muscidae. Gene Ontology annotation, cellular component: semaphorin receptor complex. The record is from RefSeq and is a predicted model, not a curated record. Bases 328 to 6744 code for a protein of 2138 amino acids.
UCUGGUCGUUUAGAGAACAAGUUACACACACAAAGUGAGAAGGAAACAAUUCGUGGUGCAAAUAAGAGAAAUAUUUUUUAAUUUAUAUUAAUAAAAAACAAAACAAUAGUAUUAACAACAAUUCAAUUCGGCAAAUACACACAAACAUAAACAAAAUGCACAGCGAUAAAUACAAGUGGUAAUUGAAAAUGAUGUGUGAUGUGACUCCAAAAGAAGUUUGUCUGCAUCCCCAUCGACCAACAUCAUCAUCAACAUCAGCAACAACAAAAGCAGCAGCAGCAGCAUCAUCGUAAGCUUUGGAUUCGACAUCGCAACAUACAACAUAACAUGAUGGUGGCCGUCCAUCCCAAUGUGUCACAUUUGAAUAACACAAAUACACACUUCGGCAGCAGGAAGAAUUCAUCUUCACCAGUAGCAGCAGCGUCCGUCAAGAACGAACACAAUGCCAUCAAAAGACAUCAUCGCAAGCGAAAACGAAAAUCGCUUCCCAUCCGUUUAUUACUCUAUGCCGUUUGCCUGCUGUGCCUGAGGCCAUUCCAGCAUGCAAUUGGGGUGGUGGGUGCAGCUAGCCCCUCAUCAUCUGCAUCGACAUCAGCUUUGUCGAAGAGCUCAAACUCGAAUACAACAAAUACUCAACAAAAUCAACAACAGUAUUCUCAUGCGGAUAUUGUGGCGCAGUUCACAUUGCCGCAAGCAACAACGAAUAAUUUUCAUUCAAUGACCCAGUCUCCAACGGCAGCCACCAACUUUAAGAAUGCCACACUGGCUUCGACUCCGGCCACGAAGGGCGCCUCGAAGAAUUACUUCACCCACUUGGCCUACGAUACAAAGCAGAAUGUCUUCUAUGCCGGAGCCACAAAUAAAAUUCUCCAACUCAAUGAAAAUCUGAGGGUUCUCAAGCAGGCCGUCACCGGCCCUCAGCGUGACUCUCCCCAGUGCCACGCCAGUGGUUGUUCAGAAGACGUUGAGACGUCAUUGGUGAAUAAUCAUAACAAAAUACUUAUUGUCAGUUACGCCCAAGGCGGUAUAUUGAUUGCCUGUGGCAGUGUAAGACAAGGAGCCUGUGAUAUUUACAAUUUAAAUCAUUUCCCCAACAAUCCACGAUUCAUCGAUAUUCCCCUGGCAGCCAAUGAUGAAUUUGCCUCCACAUACGCCUUCAUAGGUCCCUCAGAAUACUCCUGGAAGAAGGAGGACAUUUUGUAUGUUGGCACCACGUUCACCAAUGUAGGUGACUAUCGGCACGAUGUGCCAGCCAUUUCGUCGCGACGACUGGCCGAUUUGAACUACGCCGAAUUCGAGAUAAAACAGUCGAUCAUCAACAUAGAAGUCAAGUAUCGGGAUCACUUUUUGGUCAAUUAUAUUUAUGGGUUCAACUCAUCGGAGUAUGUUUAUUUUGCCAUUGUACAGAAGCGCUCACACCUGGCGGAGGAGGCGGGAUAUGUGACGCGUUUGGCACGCAUUUGUAUAACAGACUCCAACUACGACAGCUACACAGAAAUAACCAUCCAAUGUUUGGCUACACAGGACAAUGAGGAUUACAAUAUUCUACGGGAUGCCAAGAUAACGGCGGCUGGACAGAAAUUGGCCCAGCAGAUGGGCAUCAAACGCGGUGAUCACGUUUUAGUGGCUGCAUUCUCACCCUCAAAAGACAUAACAAAUCAGCCUGAUGACAGAUCAGCAUUGUGCAUUUAUAGUUUAAAGGAAAUCGAGGAAGCAUUUAAUGAAAACAUCCACCUCUGCUUUAAUGGUACUGUUAAGGAUCGAAAUCUGGGCUACAUCUCGGGUACCAUAGACGAUGGGCGAUGCCCAAGAGCUUCGGGCAAUGUAUACAGUUUUUGCAACGUUGGGCUAAAGAUAAGCGGUGUUGCACCCAUAGCUGCUCAUGCCCUAUUCCAUUUCGACAAUGUCUCCGUAACAUCUGUAUCGACAACCACAACAGGUCCCCAUUCUUUGGCAUUUUUGGGUACAGAAGACGGCUCAAUAAAGAAGGUAUUACUGUCGGGAAACCAUCCCGGAGAAUAUGAUGAAAUUAUGGUGGAUCCUGGCAAUCGUAUCUUACAAGAUACCAUACUCUCGCCCAACAAGGAUUUCAUCUAUGUCUUGUCCAAGAAUAAGGUGACAAAAAUGCGCAUGGAGCACUGUUCACAGUACACAAAUUGUACAUCUUGUUUAGAGUCGAGAGAUCCAUUCUGUGGUUGGUGUUCUUUGGAAAAACAUUGUACGGUGAGGUCGACUUGUCAGAAGGAUACCUCCGCAGAACGUUGGCUCUCCCUGGGUAGUGGGCAGCAAUGCAUAGACUUUGAGUCCAUAUUGCCAGACAAAAUACCAAUAACGGAGGUAAUUCAGGUCCAGUUGGUGAUCCGAACUCUGCCAGAACACUACAGUGGUAAAUACCGAUGUGUUUUCGGUAAUUCUACACCCAUUGAUGCCGAGGUAUUGGAGAAUGGCUUGGCUUGUAUGACACCGCCACCAGAAGAACGCCCAUUAAUACCUCCAAACAUGGAUCAUGUCUCAGUGCCAUUGUCAGUGCGAAGCUCGGAGACAAAUAAAGAUUUCGUUUCCAGGUCAUUCACCUUUUUCGAUUGUACGCGCCACAACACCUGCCAGACUUGCGUCCAUAGUCCGUGGGAUUGUAAUUGGUGCAUCUAUGACAACAAGUGCAUGCACAAAAUGCAGAAGUGUCGCAGUCUAGAAAAGGUUAUAACCAGGGAGAACGAAUGUCCCCACAUGCGUCGUCUGCGAGAACCGAUCCUGCUGCCGGUAAAAGUACCCAAGGAAAUACGUUUUGAAAUCGAGAACUUGCCCAAGCCGAAGAAUGCCGCCUUUGGCUUCCUGUGCACAGUACAAAUAGAGGCGGCCCAGAUGAUGUUGCCGGCACGCAUUGAAUCCAAUCGGAUUGUGGUGUGCGAGAAGACGCCCUACUUCUAUGAGGCCAACACAAUCGAAUAUCAAGCCCGAGUUGAUAUCACCUGGAACAGACAACAUUACAUAGAUACUGCCUAUGUAACGCUCUACAAAUGUGAUGUACUGGGUUCACAUCGGGAACACGCCGACUGCAGCUUGUGCGUGACCAGAGAUCCCAAAUAUCAGUGUACCUGGUGUGGUAAUACCUGUGCCUACAAUGAGACCUGUCCCCCAUCCUCGCUAGACCAUGAUUCCAGUUCAUCGGCCACCUCGACAUUAUCGUCUCUCCUGACCUCACCCAGUCAUGGUUUGGGCUAUCACAAGUUCACAGAUUGUCCAAAACCACGAAUCGACAUGAUCAAGCCUUUGUUUGGACCCAUAGAGGGCGGAACACUCAUCACAAUAGAAGGCAGUAAUUUGGGUAUACGAGAAGAAGAUGUCAGAGGCAAAAUAUCCAUAGGAUCUGUCCCCUGUGAGUUGGUCAAUUAUGAAAUCUCCGUUAAAAUUGAGUGCCGCACAGGAGCGGUAAGCCAUGAAUUGACGGCGCCGGUGAAGGUAUUCAACGAAGCCGGGUUCACCGAAUCAAGUGUGCAGUUCCAAUUCAAAGAUAUACAGUUGACAGGCUUGACGCCGACCAGAGGCCCCAAGUCUGGUGGCACGCAGAUUUCCCUUAUUGGAAAGUAUUUGAACAUAGGCUCGAAUAUAAAGGCUUACUUGGAUGAGUAUGAAUGUCAUAUUAACAUUACACAAGUGUCCUCGUCCCGCCUAACUUGCAUUACCUCCGAAGCGACACAACCAGAACCCAUACGCAUGUUACGUCUCAUUGUUGAUGGGGCAAAUCGAACCUAUACUUGCCAGAAUCCACCUCACCACCAGCAACAGCCACAAAGGCAACCAUUUAGUUCGGUGUACGAUUCAUUCCACAACAACUACAAUUAUUUAUUGCCCUCAUUGACCAGGCCCUGUUCCAUCUUUAAUUACACUCAGGAUCCAACUAUUAUGGAGAUAAAGCCACUGAUUAGCUUCGCUGGUGGCGGCCGUCUUCUAACCGUCCACGGCAUGUAUUUGGAUUCCAUACAGAAGCCGGAACUGGAGGUUUACUAUGAAAAUGAACGACUAAACAAAACAUCCUGUGUGGUAAUAAACUCCAGUCAAAUGGAAUGUCCCUCGCCGGCUGUGUCCAAACAAUUUCUUGAGUACAAACUUAUGCUGGAGCAGCAAAGAGACCAAGACUACAAUCAGGCCCCAGCAGCUGCAUCGUCCACAUCAACAGGAUAUCAUUUGAUACGAAAACGAAACAACUAUCCGUUUGGCAGCGAUACUUCAGACAUCUACAGCACCAUUAGCACCAACAGUCGUUAUCACGAAAGUAAACUGUAUCAAGCGCAGGAUGUUGCCGCGUUCGUCAAGAUAAGAGAGACGCAGCUAAAUCUGCAGUUGGGUUUCAACAUGGAUAAUGUGCAGUGUGUUCGCGAUCUGAGUAAAUAUUUCCCCAGUUUACGUAGCACCAUUGUUUACUUCCAAGAUCCCAAGUACCAUGCAUUCCCCGAUAAUUUGAAGCUCUACAAAGGCGAUACAUUGGUGAUCGAAGGAGAGUUGCUGAAUAUUGCAGCCGAUGAAUCGGAUGUGAAUGUCACCAUAGGCACCGCCCAAUGCAACAUAACCAGUCUGACAAUGACGCAGCUGCUGUGUACGCCACCAGAGAAACAACCUGCCGGCACUGAUGAGAACAAUGUGGCUCAAUCCAAUGACUUGCCAUUGGUGGUGGUGACCGUCGGACGCAACCUACGCUUUGUCAUAGGACACAUCAAAUACGAUAUACUUAAGCCCUUUACCUUUUCGCAUGCCAUGUGGGUGAUCAUCUUCACCAUUCUAAUUGUACUUAUUUUGCUGAUCGCAGCCUUCUUUAUAUACCGUCGUAAAUCCACUCAGGCCGAGCGGGAGUAUAAACGCAUACAAAUCCAAAUGAUAACGCUGGAGAGCAAUGUACGCUCCGAAUGCAAGCAGGCAUUUGCUGAACUGCAAACUGAUAUGAGCGACCUCACUGCCGAUCUGGAGACCACCGGUAUACCCACUCUGGAUCACGUCAAUUACAUUAUGAAGGUCUUCUUCCCCGGUGUCACCGAUCAUCCGAUACUCAACUCGCCCAAAAUGCGUAUGAACAACUUCCAUACGAACUAUGACACUGCCAUGAUUCAAUUCGAACAACUGAUUAGCAAUAAGUAUUUUGUACUGACCUUCAUCGAGACACUGGAAGCCCAGAAGUCGUUCAACAUACGCGAUAAGGUGAACGUGGCCUCGUUGCUGAUGAUUGUGUUGAUGAACAAAAUGGAAUAUGCCACGGAAAUCCUUAAAUGUCUGCUGCUACGGCUGGUGGACAAGUCGGUGUGCAACAAAUAUCCCCAACUGAUGUUGCGCCGCACCGAGAGUGUGGUGGAGAAGAUGCUUACCAACUUUAUGGCCAUUUGCAUGUAUGACUACUUGAAGGAAUACGCCGGCUCGAGUCUCUUCUUGCUCUUCAAGGCCAUAAAACAUCAAAUCGAAAAAGGUCUGGUGGAUGCCAUCACACAUGAUGCCCGUUAUUCGCUGUCCAAGGAGAAGCUGCUGCACGAACAAAUACCACACAAUGUGGUGGUACUUAACAUCAUUCAGGAUGAUUUGGACGAGAAGGUGCAAUGCAAGGUACUCGACUGGGACACAAUAACCCAGGUGAAAUCGAAAAUCUUGGAUGCCCUCUUCAAAAAUACACCCUUCUCGAUGAGACCCUCCGUGCACGAGGUGGAUUUGGAAUGGCGUCAUGGCCGUGAUGGCCACCUGAUAUUGCAAGAUGAAGACCUAACAACGAAAACCAUUAAUGGCUGGAAGCGGUUGAACACCCUGGCGCACUAUGGCGUCAAAGAAUCGGCCGUGAUGAGUUUAGUGGCUCGCCAAAAUGAUUGCAACAACAUGGCCUAUGGCAAACAGUAUCAGCCGCCCUACAACAAUUUCUACUUCAUCAACAAUUCACAGUCCCACAUUAUCAUGAACAAUGAUAUUGAGUCGGGCCUUCAACAGCCGCGCGUCUAUCACUUAGUUAAGCCCCUGCUGCCCGAUCAUUAUAUGAAUAUCAAAAACUCCGCCAUAUCGGGUGGCAAUGGCUCGGCCAAUGGAGAGCCCAUACACAAGACAAUACCCGAGGUCUAUUUGACCCGUCUGUUGGCAGCUAAAGGCACAGUACAAAAGUUUGUGGACGAUUUCUUUGCCACCAUUCUGACAGUUAACGAAGAACUGCCGCCGGCAGUGAAGUGGUUAUUCGAUUUGCUGGAUGAGGCGGCGCGCCGUCACGACAUCUACGAUCCGGACAUUGUGCAUGCCUGGAAAUCGAAUAGUCUGCCAUUGCGGUUUUGGGUUAAUUUCAUCAAAAACCCCGAUUUCAUAUUCGAUGUAAAUAAAACCGUAACCGUAGAUGCGAGUCUCAGCGGCAUUGCGCAGGCCUUUAUGGAUGCCUGCUCCACCACGGAACAUCGUCUGGGCAAGGAUUCACCCUCCAAUAAAUUAUUAUUUGCUAAGGAUAUACCACAGUAUCGGAAAAUGGUCAAGCAGUUUUACAGCGACGUGGCUCGCCUGCCGCAAAUCAGCGACAUGGAAAUGAGCGCCGCCAUGCAUCAUCUGUCCAUACAGCAGAACGAUGAGUUUGACACCAUAGCGGCGCUCAAGGAACUGUACAUAUACGUUACCAAAUAUAAUGAACAGAUAACGGAUGCCUUAGAAAAUGAUAUUAAUUGUAAGAAAAUGUAUCUGGCCCACAAACUGAAGAAUGUUGCAUUUACCCUGGAUGGUGAUGAGACAUCAGCUUGCUGACACUCGCUGGAGGAUACGGACUUGAUAUUAAAUAAAUUAUGGAAUGUGAUGUGACUUUCCAAAAUCCCAAGCAUUUGAUGUUCAAUGUAUGCAAUGGAUGGGAGAACCGGAAGAAGGGAAAAACAUAAUAAUGUAUGAGAAGAAGGAGCAAGGAGCAGGAGUAUAGUGCGAGUCAGCAUGAAUUUUACAAAAUGAAUCUUAAAACAAAAAUGAAAAAAGUCGAAGUUGAAUAAGAUUAAGAGAAAGAAACACACAAAACAAAACAAAAAACAAUUGAAACAUAAAACAAGCCAUUAUGUAUUUACAGUAGUCGACUUCCUAUGAAUAUUUUAGGAAAUACACAACAACAACAAAAAAACACACACACAAACAAACACAAAAACAAAAUUACAUUUAUUUUUUCAGUUCGCCAAACUUAUAGACUGCAUAAAAUGACUUUUCAAAUAAAAAUGUAUUUGUGCAAUUGA